AUGAACGGCCAUGUUAAUUUCGGCAAGGAAAAACUUGUGGUGGAGGUAGUGGAAGCCCACAAUCUCAUGCCGAAAGAUGGCGAGGGUUCGUCGUCGCCGUUUGUUGAAGUGGAGUUCGAGAACCAGAGGCAGAGAACCCAGGUCAAAUACAAGGAUUUGAACCCUGUUUGGAACGAGAAGCUUGUGUUUCACGUUAAAGACGUUGCAGAUCUUCCUUACAGAACAAUAGAGAUCAACGUGUUCAACGAGAGGCGUUCUGGCAACAGCAGAAACUUCCUGGGCAAGGUGAGGGUCUCUGGGACCAACAUUGUGAAGGAAGGAGAAGAGGAGGUUCAGAGAUGUACGCUUGACAAAAGAAGCUUGUUUUCUCAUAUCAAAGGGGAAAUAAGCUUCAAGCUUUAUCUCACCACCAGAGCAGAUGUCAAAGGUUUGGGUGGUAAUAAUGGAAUAGUGUCAUCUGUUUCUUCCUCUUCUGCGUCUACGCCUUCUGGGUUCUCAAAGAAGAGCAAGAAACUGCAUGGAGCAAACUCGGUCAUGGCUGCGCAACAACAAAUGAUGCAGGAAAAUAAGCCAGCGCAUCAAGUUCAAAACUUUUCAAAGGCUUUGGAGCAGAACCCAACUGAAAACAAGCCCAUUGUCAUCACUACCGGACUUGGCCCUGCUGUUCCCGCCGGCGCUAGUCCAGCUGUUGGAGUUGCUAGUGGCGCCGUGGGUGGCACCGGAACGGGUAUGUUCUCGAAUCGUUCUUUCGAGUUUUCACUCAAAGAAACACGGCCACAACUCGGAGGUGAGUCUUUGAAGGACAAAACUAGUUCAACCUAUGAUCUUGUUGAGCAAAUGCAAUAUCUUUAUGUUAAGGUUGUGAGAGCUCGUGACAUCUCUCUGUUCGGUGGAGGUGAGUUGGUUGCGGAAGUGAAGCUGGGAAAUUACAGAGGAAUCACUAAGAGGGCCCCAUUGAAUAAUGCAGAAUGGGAACAAGUCUUUGCAUUUUCCAAAGAUUGCAUACAGUCAUCAAUGGCGGAGAUCUUCGUCAAGGAGAGCAACAAAGAUGACUAUCUGGGUCGGGUCCUGUUCGAUUUGAGCGAGGUACCCACACGUGUCCCUCCAGAUAGUCAACUAGCUCCACAAUGGUACAGAAUGGAGGACAAGAAAGGCGACAAGACCAAAACAGGGGAAGUAAUGGUAUCUAUAUGGUUUGGAACACAAGCUGACGAAGCAUUCGCGGAAGCAUGGCAUUCUAAAACCUCAAAUGUUCAUUUUGAUGGGCUCAGUUCGAUUAAGUCAAAGGUCUAUCUCUCCCCAAAGCUCUGGUACCUCAAAGUGUCCAUCAUUGAAGCACAGGACAUCAUUCCAGGGGAUAAAAACUCGGUUUUGGUUAGAUUCCCCGAGCUUACAGCAAAAGUCCAAGUGGGAAACCAGGUUCUCAGAACCAGAAUCGCUGCUCCUUCUGCCAACCGAAGCUUCUCGAAUCCUUGUUGGAACGAAGAAUUAUUAUUUGUCGUCGCGGAACCUUUCGAAGAUUACUUGUUAAUUUCUGUGGAAGAUCGUGUUCGACCAGGAAGAGACGAGGUAGUAGGCAGAGUGCUUUUGCCUGUGGCUGCAAUUGAAAGACGAGCUGAUGACAAGCCAGUGACUUCUAGGUGGUUCAACCUCGACAAUGCAAACAACUUAGCUAACAUAGCUGAUACUAAGGUUGUUACAAGGUUUGGUUCCAGGAUUCAUCUUCGCGUGUCGCUUGAUGGAGGGUACCAUGUGCUUGAUGAAGCCACAAUGUAUAGCAGCGACGUUAGGCCUACUGAUAAGAGACUUUGGAAACCUCGCAUUGGGGUUCUUGAAAUGGGAAUCCUCGGAGCCACGGGGCUGAUGCCUGUUAAGAUCAAGGAUGGCAAAGGAGGAUCAACAGAUGCGUAUUGUGUUGCAAAAUAUGGUCAAAAAUGGGUGAGAACUCGUACAGUGGUGGAUAGUUUGUCACCAAAGUGGAACGAACAGUACACUUGGGAAGUUUAUGAUCCUUGCACUGUAGUAACCAUUGGGGUUUUUGACAAUUCUAGAAUUGACAAAAGCACACACAACAGUAACAACAAUUCUGGAGGAGCAACGAGUCGUGAUUCCCGGAUAGGGAAGGUAAGGAUCAGAUUGUCCACCCUCGAAACAGAUAGAGUUUACACCCAUUCAUACCCGCUUCUGAUGCUGCAUUCUUCUGGGGUGAAGAAAAUGGGUGAGCUUCACUUGGCUGUGAGGUUCUCAUGCGCCAACAUGGCCAACAUGCUUCAUAUGUACUCAGUGCCAUUGCUUCCUAAAAUGCACUAUAUCCAUCCUUUAAGUGUAAGCCAACUAGACAACAUGAGAUAUCAAGCCAUGAAUGUUGUAGCAUCGAGGCUGAGCAGAGCAGAGCCACCGUUGGGUAGAGAGGUGGUAGAGUACAUGCUUGACCAUGAUUCUCACAUGUGGAGUAUGAGGAGAAGCAAAGCAAAUUUCUUCAGGCUGAUGAACGUCCUCUCAGGCAUAGUUUCUGCAGGAAGAUGGCUAGAAUCAAUCAGAAACUGGCAAAAACCAAUAUACUCAGCCCUGUUUCUGAUCAUUUUUCUCACAUUAGUUAUGUUUCCUGAACUCAUAAUCCCCUGCGUAUUACUCUACAUGGCUUGCGUGGGACUGUGGCGGUACAGGACACGGCCACGUCACCCACCACACAUGGAUACGAGGCUGUCGCAUGCUGAGAGUGUAUACCCAGAUGAGCUGGACGAGGAGUUUGAUUCAUUUCCGACGAGUAGAAGUGCGGAGAUAGUGAGGAUGAGGUAUGACAGGCUGAGAAGUGUGGCGGGGAGGAUACAGACGGUGGUCGGAGACAUGGCGACACAAGGGGAAAGGUUUCAGGCAGUGCUGAGCUGGAGAGACCCGAGGGCAACGUUGUUGUUUGUGUUAUCUUGUCUUGCUGCGGCGGUCGGGUUCUAUGCGGUACCGAUCAGAGUGGUGGUGGCUGUGUUGGGAGUGUACUGCCUGAGGCCUCCGAGGUUUAGAAGCAAGUUGCCGUCACCGGCGUUAAGCUUCUUCAGAAGAUUGCCGACCAAAGCGGACAGCUUGUUGUAGAUGAGUGGGGGGUCUAGGUGUAGGUAGGAAGGAUUGUUGUCAUCUGGACAGUGGACAUAUG
Messenger RNA from Neltuma alba, 3148 nucleotides. RefSeq names its product FT-interacting protein 3-like. Lineage: Eukaryota; Viridiplantae; Streptophyta; Magnoliopsida; Fabales; Fabaceae. The record is from RefSeq and is a predicted model, not a curated record. The coding region runs from base 1 to 3087 and encodes 1028 amino acids. The transcript has a single exon.